CCCAGGAGAAUUUUGUGCCUACCUACACUUCACCCCAAAAUUACAAUUACUUUUUCUUAAGACUUGCCUGGUGGGACUUAAUUUUCAGCCCCUCUAUAGGAAUUAUAUGAUCUGAUCAAUAGACAUUUCCAGCCACACAAGACAUACCUCAUGGAUUUGUACCUGGUUGGAUAUCUCAUGUGCAUGUGGUUGUCCUGCUCUCGGGUGCUUGGAGGCUAUCCCAUCUGGUGGUCCCUGGCCCUUGGGCAGCAGUACUCAUCCCUCGGAUCCCAACCCAUCCUUUGUGGCUCAAUUCCUGGCUUGGUGCCCAAACAACUGCGCUUCUGUCGCAAUUACAUUGAGAUCAUGCCCAGUGUAGCAGAAGGAGUCAAACUUGGAAUCCAGGAGUGUCAGCACCAGUUCCGUGGCCGCAGGUGGAACUGCACCACAAUUAAGGACAAUCUAGCCAUAUUUGGUCCAGUACUUGAUAAAGCCACAAGAGAGUCUGCCUUUGUUCAUGCAAUUGCGUCAGCUGGAGUGGCAUUUGCAGUGACCCGUUCGUGUGCAGAGGGGACCUCCACAAUGUGUGGCUGUGACUCCCACCAUAAAGGCCCACCAGGAGAUGGCUGGAAAUGGGGAGGCUGCAGUGAGGAUGCUGAGUUUGGGGUUCUGGUGUCUCGGGAGUUUGCUGAUGCUCGCGAGAACCGCCCAGAUGCUCGGUCUGCCAUGAACAGACACAACAAUGAAGCAGGACGAAUGACCAUCCUAGAAAACAUGCACCUGCGCUGUAAGUGCCACGGGCUGUCAGGCAGCUGUGAAGUGAAGACCUGCUGGUGGGCACAGGCUGACUUCAGGCUGUUGGGGGACUACCUGAAAGACAAGUACGACAGUGCCUCUGAGAUGAUGGUGGAGAAACAUCGAGAGUCCAGAGGCUGGGUGGAGACAUUACGUGCAAAAUACGCCUUCUUCAAACAUCCCACCGAGCGAGACCUGGUCUACUAUGAGGGAUCGCCCAACUUCUGUGAGCCUAACCCAGAAACAGGCUCGUUUGGCACCCGCAACCGGGUUUGUAACGUGUCCUCGCAUGGCAUCGAGGGCUGUGACUUGCUGUGCUGUGGCCGUGGCCAUAACACACGGACAGAGAAACGCAAGGAGAAAUGCCACUGCAUCUUUCACUGGUGCUGCUACGUCAGCUGCCAAGAGUGUGUGAGAGUCUACGACGUGCACACAUGUAAAUAAGGGCAACAGGUGGGAGGAGAGGGACUUGUAGACAUUAAAGGAUAGAAAGAGAGAAAGAGAAAUGAGAAGGGAGAGAAAGAGGACAGCAAAUGCAGAUCACCUACACAAACGCAAACUCACAUGAUGCAUCAUUGUGAUACACAUAUAGUAGUGGCACUUACCAGAACUCUUUACUAAUGUGCCUUUUUUGAUUUCCAUGCCCUGAAAGAGGCUUGUUGGCGAUGCCCACCAUGAUCACCAUGGUUACUACUGCCAUUACUCUCACUUUUUUUUUUUAGCUGUGGCACACCUUGCGUCUGCAUAAGAACAAAAUGCCUUGACUCUUCCCUACUGUUCACUGUUAUCAUUCAGACUAUUUUAUCUGUAACACCGUCUCUUUGAUCAUCUCCACUUACUGCCCAGGGGCUGAAAUGGGAUCUGUCCUCUUCUGCUUUCCUACACACACUGACACUAAGCACCCAGGAGAGAACAAGAUGAGGGAGAAGGGUGGACUAGAAACUACUGGUUAACUACUGAACGCUGGGCCUUUAAUAUGCCCUGCUAUACUACUGAAUACAAUGCAAUGCCCAUGCUUUCCCUAUGUUAUCCUGAGGUUCACCAGUCUUGCUGCACUCUCCAAUAUCUCCCAUGGGUCAUAACUACAGGCAGAAAGGUGACUCCUGGGAGGAGACAUGGGCUCUUCAACAGGCUUCAAAUCCCUGCAUGUGAACACAUCCCUAUGGACAUACUGCUCUUGUGCAUAUUGUACACUACAACAGUUGUGUAAACCACAUUCCCUAUUCUCAUAUAUGUUCGACACAUGGAAUAUAUUGCUGUUUGCCACUUAAAGACUGCUGUAUAUCUGCUUUACAUGGCAGAGGGAUGCAAUCGAUACAUUAACGAAAAAGGCUGUGGGCGGUGCAGUAAAAAUGGGAAAAGUCAGUGUGGGUACAAUUCUGUCUUCCUUCAAGAUUUCGGAAGGGCUUUAUGUGUAGCUGCAGAACAUGUAGGUACAAAGCCAUCAGUAACUCCUGGAUGAAUGCAUGACAGCUGGGUUUGAUGGGGUGAAAUGCAUGACAGCACAAUGCAAUGGCACACACUGGGCUCAUGUGCACCCAACCAGUACAUUUUGCACUUACAAAACUUCUAAUGAAUAUACUAAUUCUAGAGAUUAUGAUGAUUAUUUGUAACAUAUUCUUUUUGAUAAAGCUCCUCAUAGAUGACUGUGAAGGCUCUAUUUCAACACUUCCCUGAUGAGGAGAAGUUUGCAUAGAGGAAGGAGAACAGGUAAACAAGAGGAGAAUAGUUAAAGAAAUAUGAGGGUAAAUAAAGCAGAGAGGUGAAGAGGGAAUGGCAUGAUGCUGCUGUUUUGACUGAUGUGGGACAGGCCUGAGUUCGAGAGUGUUUGAUAAAUGGAGAAGGUGUCAGGAAAGACUGGCUUCACAAUGGUGCAACAGACUAGCAGAGGUUUCCAUACAACAUGUUCCGACAGUCCUAUACACUCCCCAUUAAUUAAGUUUAACUACACAAAGCUGAAGACAGAUGUUAGACCAGGUUCACAUCCAUACCAAUCCCAUAAGGAGCCCUCUCUAGCUGGCCACAUCUAUGCUCUAUUUUCCAUUUCUCCUUCCGCUAUAUCCAAAG
Messenger RNA from Xyrauchen texanus (razorback sucker), 2841 nucleotides. RefSeq names its product proto-oncogene Wnt-3-like. Gene Ontology annotation, biological process: cell fate commitment; neuron differentiation; multicellular organism development. Bases 151 to 1218 code for a protein of 355 amino acids. Gene Ontology annotation, cellular component: extracellular region. The transcript has 4 exons. The record is from RefSeq and is a predicted model, not a curated record. Lineage: Eukaryota; Metazoa; Chordata; Actinopteri; Cypriniformes; Catostomidae. Gene Ontology annotation, molecular function: frizzled binding; cytokine activity.